CACUAACGGCUCCACACCGUAGACCUCAUUGCCGGUGGCUGCAGGCCGAGUGGGUUUUGAAACAGGAGCCGUGCGGUACCGUGCCCGCGUCAGUACUGUCAGCCGAGCCGAGCCGAACCGUGUUCCGAGCACAUUGUGCCUCAGGUACUUCCGCUUAGACAGGAUUUUGCGGUGAGGGCAGCACUCGAGGCCGAAAGCGGAUUUCGUUGGGCACAAUAAAGCGAGCCAAAACAACUAGAACCUAGCUGAACCGAACCCGAAACCAACCCCGGACCCGGACCCGGACCCGGACUGCCCUGGGCGCCAUGGCCGAGCCUAUGCAGCCCCAAACCCCCAGCCGACACGAGAAGAGCCUCGGCUUGCUCACCGCCAAAUUUGUUACCUUACUUCAGGAGGCCAAAGACGGAGUACUGGAUCUUAAAGUGGCAGCAGACACCCUUGCAGUCAGGCAGAAGAGACGGAUCUAUGACAUCACCAACGUCCUUGAGGGAAUCGGGCUGAUAGAGAAGAAGUCCAAAAACAGCAUUCAGUGGAAAGGGGUCGGCCCUGGCUGUAACACGCGGGAGAUUGCAGACAAGCUGAUCGACCUGAAGGCGGAGCUGGAGGACCUGGAGAGACGGGAGCACGAGCUGGAUCAGCAGAGGGUGUGGGUGCAGCAGAGCAUCAAGAACGUGACGGACGACAUCCAGAAUAGCAGAUUAGCUUAUGUAACCCAUGAAGAUAUCUGCAGCUGCUUCACAGGGGACACCCUUCUAGCUAUCCGAGCUCCGUCAGGCACUCAGUUAGAGGUUCCAGUCCCAGAGGGGGUGCUGAACGGACAGAAGAAGUAUCAGAUCCACCUGAAGAGCACGCUUGGCCCCAUUGAGGUGCUGCUGGUCAACAAGGACACAGCCAGCUCUCUGCCUGUGGUGUUACCAGUGCCACCUCCCGAGGACCUGGUUCAGAGCCUUCCCACAGCUGCCACGCCAGCCACGCCCAAACAGCCCACCCUAUCCUCCCAGCCAAGCAGUCCGCAGCCUACGCUACAACCCUCCACUCCGGUGUCAGCCAGCCAGGCUGCCCACCAAAUCACACCCCUGCCAGUGGCCUCGCCAGCCUGCACCGCCGUCCACACUGUGCCUGCACCAGAGGCUCCCAGCAGUGGACUUGACCUCGCCCCACCCACAACAGACACACCAAACACCAACCAGACAGCGUCCUUAGACACCCAACCCCUCCAGUCCUCCGCCUCAUUGGACAGCAGCGCUGCCCUUCCUGCAUCCUCCAUGUCCUUUGAACCUAUCAAGUCAGAUCCUUUAGAAUUGCUCGAUUUCCCCAAAGAGUUGUCAGAAAUGUUUGAUCCUACUAAAGAAUGUAUGAGCGCAGACCUGCUGGAAGAACUCAUGUCCUCAGAAGUUUUUGCUCCCUUGCUGCGGCUCUCCCCACCCCCUGGCGACCACGACUACAUCUACAACCUGGACGAAAGCGAAGGCCUCUGCGACCUUUUUGAUGUCCCCAUCCUCAACCUUUGACCUCCUAAACCUUGCCAUUUUGGGGCAUUUGUGAAUAAGGACUUCAGAGACGAAACUUAAAUAUUUUUGUCAUUUUGAGAAAAAAAUCUACAUCUAUUUUUGGAUCCUUGUUUGUGAUGAGCUGUUUUUGACGACACAAACGUUUUUCAUUUUCUGGACCCUGGCAAACUGACUUAAAUUGAACAGGAAGACCCCUGUUAACCUCUGUGACACAUCAAUGGCUUCUAGGAGCAAACAGAUUCCUUUUCAGACUGGCCCUGAGUAAAAUUCAAGAGACACAGUUCUGUAAGCCUCCCAUCCGCAGCUACUCUCACAAAAUUCUCUGCAGAACAAAAUGCAGAAGUGCAGAGGCUAUGGUAUAUGCCUUGUUGUAUAUAUAUUUUGUAUAGUUUCAUAUUGAUCUUUAUUCAGCAUGCUGGCUUAGCACAGUACAGUGACAUCACUGUGCAUGUUGACCAAUGGUCAGAUAUCAGGAUAGUUAAAAGCUCAAUACCUUACGAAUGACUUGCUUUAAAAAAAGAAAAAAGUUCCUCUGUUUGUCUGUUGACAUUUUGUGAGUUUUUUUCAAAUCUUUGCUUUUUUAAUGAGUUAAAUAUAUAUUAAAAAAACAAACAAAAAUCUGGUUGAUAGCCAUUAUACAUUUCCUCUCGUGCAAUUUCUGUUUGAUUUGUGGAAGGGGGAAACAAAUGUUACUACUUUUCCAUAUGUUUCCCUAUAGACCCUCCAACAUUCUUUAUUCACAGUGCAGGGGUUACAGCGGUGGAAAGGUAAACCUUAAAACACAAAUGUUUGGAAACAGGUUUCAACAAGAAUACAAAGCUAUGUAUUUUAAUUUACAUAACUGUAACUUCAUCUUGAAGCUGGCCUUGGAGAAUAAUGCAGCCUCCUCCCUCUAACUGCUUUAUUUCUCGCCUCUAGCUGCAUGGAUUGAGACAAUGCUGUCUGCUCCCAUCUCAGCCACAAUGUAUGGCACAGCCACGUUAUGUGUAUAGUUCUGUGUGUGUGUUUUGUUUGUUUAACCACAGAAGUGGGUCUCUCUCUCUCUCAUAAUUUCCAGAUGACUUCAAUUUACUUUUAGUGGUUUUAAAAUAUUCGGAUCAAAUAAGUCAUAAACAAAAGACAUCUUGGCGGCUCUAGGUGGCGAUUCAUUCCUUAUGAAGGGAGAUGAGUGAGGGGGUUGUGAUAAUAGUGGUUCAGUGACUUGGUGAUAAUGCUCUUUAUUAAGGGUGGUGGGGAGGGGGAGAGAGUUCACCUACACUCACAUUUCGGUAGAUCGGGUUCUGUGAACCUGGUGUGUGGAGAAUUGUGUAUUUUUAUUUUCUCUUGCAGCUUUCUGCUAGGAUUGAAUAUGAUCUGUAGUGUAGUGCCCAGAUUCUUUUUGUAGAUACUGCUGUGCCAAAGCUUCUAGUUUUACCAUAAAAGAAAAAUGUAAAAGAAUGUCUUGCUUAAGGCUAACUGCAUUUUUGUACAAAUGUACUGUGCCUGCGUGUGCGUGCAUUUUUGUUUUAAGCAAGUGACUGCAGGUAAAACCUCUAACUGCUGUAUUUUAAUGAAAUGGAACAGAAUGUGGAUUGCUGAUCCAUGCUAAAAUGUUGAAACAUGAGGCGACUUUCAAGAAACUUUGUCCACUGUUAAAGCAGAUAGGAGUGAAUGGGGGAUGGGGGGAGGAGGUUGCUUGAAAAUCUUAACUGUUUUCUGAAAAGUUUUCUCUUUUAAAUAAUCCAGCCGUUUUCUUCCAUUUUGUCCCAGUGUUGGGCAGACCUGCCCUCUGUGCACCUGAGUUGCAUCUUUGUUUUCUCUGUGUGUAUACUGUGAACUGUGAGACAACUUUUUGUGACAAAAUGCCUGUUUCUGUAAACUGUCAGUCCUGUCUGGUUACUCAGUUUUAGAACUACAGGUUUUGUUUGUUGGGAUAUUUUACCCAGUUGUUAUUGUGUGUGUGUGUAUGUGCGCAGAAUAUUUCGGCAAGGUGCCUUUUAUUAAGGUCCCUAAUAAUUAAGUUCUUUGGAAGUACUCCAGGAGUAUUUGUAGUACCUGACUGCUCUUCCCUUGCAGUUUGCCUCUGCUGAAGGAAUCUUUUAAUCAUGUUAAAUCUGUACCAUGAUUGCUCUUUGCCUGUAAAUAUGACACUUUGUUUUCUUGUGUAUUCCUGUUUUUAUGAGCUCAAGUACCAACUUGGUAUUCAGUGUUGAAUAACUCAAUGGUGCUAGUAUACCCUAUAUACUACAGGGUUCUGUACGAGGCUGUUCCACUUCUGUUUAUACCUUUAUCGGCAGUUAUUUUUUAGAUUUGUGGAGUGUGUAACUAAUCAUAUCGGGGGGGGGGGGGGGGGGAUGGGUUAGACAAAGUAAAGGUAUAAAACCAAGCAUUCUUGACAAACAGUAGCACUUUACAGGAGAAAGCAAAAUGACAAUUGUUGGCGUUGGGAAGUUAAGCCAUUCCACAAAAGGUUUUUUCUGUCCAGAGAAUUCUUGUAUUUUAAAGUUCAGGUUUGAAAAGGUUGGGGCGAGCGAGGGGUAUAUCUAAAAACAAACAAACAAACAAAGUGUAAUUAACUAGUUCCCUACGGCUGCCAUUAUCCUGAACUAUCCAAAUAAAGAAACGCAUUUUAACUCUGAA
Polyodon spathula (Mississippi paddlefish) is the source of this 4130-nucleotide messenger RNA. Its product is annotated as transcription factor E2F4-like. The transcript is spliced from 10 exons. The record is from RefSeq and is a predicted model, not a curated record. Gene Ontology annotation, molecular function: RNA polymerase II cis-regulatory region sequence-specific DNA binding; protein dimerization activity; DNA-binding transcription factor activity, RNA polymerase II-specific. Gene Ontology annotation, biological process: regulation of transcription by RNA polymerase II. Bases 306 to 1511 code for a protein of 401 amino acids. NCBI's taxonomy places the organism in Eukaryota, Metazoa, Chordata, Actinopteri, Acipenseriformes, Polyodontidae. Gene Ontology annotation, cellular component: RNA polymerase II transcription regulator complex.